Molecule: messenger RNA, 2612 nt
Organism: Chiloscyllium plagiosum (whitespotted bambooshark)
Lineage: Eukaryota; Metazoa; Chordata; Chondrichthyes; Orectolobiformes; Hemiscylliidae
Source: RefSeq, a predicted model, not a curated record
GCGACACUGCUGCCGAAUCCCCUUGCAUUGUGAAGGAGGAGCAGGCACUGGAUGGUUCCAGCAGGAGCAGAGAGCAGACAGCAGGACAGACAGUAACACAGCAGCUUGCACAGUAAGCAGACCGGAGCUUUGAAAACACAUUGUCACGGACUGAGGAAGGCUGAGUGGCUCAAUCAGUUAAUCCAAGAUGUCUUACAACUUGGGAAGCAGGGGGUGUUGUUUGGGAGUCUCCAGCGACCAGCUGUGGCUAGCCAAGAUGGGGCCAGCCGCCAUGUUGGGUCCAACUGCUACAAUGCACUGGCACGGGUUACCAGAGCGAGCCAGCGCCCAGUGCCAGGCAGACAUGGCCCUCUGCCCUUGGUCAUCGAUGGCUGCAGAUCCUGCCUGUGCCUAUCCAACCACGGCUCCUCUCCAGACGGCCUACCCCACCAGGCUGUCUGAAUGCCAGCUCCCAGGUAGUGGGUUUGAGAAGCCGACGGGCCUGGCCCCUUGCUACCCGAGUGAAGACCAUCUCCUUCAAGGCGUGUGCGGCGGCUCCCAAGUGCGGCCAGUCUCUCUGCCAACAACAUUGUACCAGCCGACCAGCGCCAGCCCCUUCAGCGACGCCUUCCUGAGAAGCCAGCAGCUGCCAGCCAUCGGAGUGCAGCUAAAGGAGGGAACGGCCUCUGCUGGGCAGCUGCCAAGAUGGCUGCUGAUGUGCCCAACUGUCACAGGAUAUGGUGUACUUGACGACAGCCAGAUCCACUCAGAGGGUACUGUCUGUGAGCACGAAUGGCUAAGGGCAUCGCCAAGCAACCCAACAUGUUGCCUCGGUAGCAACAAAGACCCUCCCUCCCUGACACUGGGCCCAAUGGCUCCUUCCCUGUAUGGCGACAUGGUCACGUUUCCUGCUGGAUAUGAUCUUGUUGACGGUGGGAUGAGUGUGGGAGAGGCUGGUCCGAUAUUGUGCGCUGUGACCAGACAGGCCGACAGACAGACAGACGCAGAAGAUUUCAGUCAGCAAUCACAAUGGACCCCCAGAGCCGUCUCUGUAGAUGCCAGUCCACAAAGCAACGCUGAACAUGGCGAGAUACGUUGUGGAAGGUUGGCACAUCUGAAAGUCAAGGCGGAAGAAAAUUGCAGCCCGGAAUACAAUCAGGUUGAAACAGAGAGCGAGCUGGAGGUAGCAGCACAGGCCCUGAUCCAACUCUCGGAGGCCCAGUGGAGAUAUGUCCGAGGACAGGCCUACACACGUUAACCAUCGACCACAAAGCAGCACGAGCUCCUGCUGGAAUCUGCUUCCACUUCCUGGUCAGACAUUCUCAUCUGGAAUGGGGUAUCCCGCUGGCUAAAUUAAACUCUCCCACUCCUCACUGGGUUGACUUGCCAGUUCUGUCCCGGUGCCACCCUCAGGUAACUGAGCCACACUACCCACUGGUAUAGGCGGUAGAUGUGGGAAUGAGCCUGUCCCGGGACCCCCAUCCCUUUUCCCGUUGUGCAAAGAGUAACACUGACAGCUGCCUUUUCAGACGCGGAUGGGUUUCUGACCCAGGAAGCAGUAAACUGACUGAGCAAUUGAAGUGAAGACAGAGGUGACACGCUCAUCCUGAUAAAAAUGAUUGAAACCUGCAAGGACCUGGCUCACAGACAGGACUGUGCCACCCGUUUAUGAUGUUUAAAUUCUGGUUGUGCCUCCCUUUUGGAUUUGCAAAGUCUCACUGUGCCGAAUGAAUCGUUAGAAAGCUUGUAGGACAGGGGGCCCUUACGGGCUCAGCAACGGAGAUGUUAACAGCGAUGAACAGUGCUGUGUCGAGUCUGGGCUGUGGAAGGCCAUGCAGACUCGAUUAAACCAUCCAUCCAUCCAGAAAGCCCCCCCUGGAGGUUGGAGAGUUCAGUCAUUCCUUCAAAGCUGAUGCCUCUGCAUCUCACGUCUCCUUCUCUAGCAUAGCAACAAAGCUAAGUUCCAGCAGAUAUUUUGCCCUGACGAUGCAGUAAGUUGUAGGAUACAGGACAAGCAGUAGCCAAGGUACUGUGUCCCAUGAUGCUCUGAGCUGAUCAGUGAUUGGCUGGAGCUCUGAGCUGAUCAGUGAUUGGCUGGAGCUCUGAGCUGACAGAGCAUGGUCACAACAUUUGUCAGAAGAGUUGCUUUCACUUGGACUUUUAGUUUCUUGUUUCUCACACAGAGGGUCAUCCGCAGUAAGGAUCACACCCAAUAAAUACAAACAAAUAUUCAGGAUCUCAGAAUUUCUCCGAUCCCAUAACACACCAACUGCUCUGAGUCUAAGGUAAUGUCCUGUUUUCCUAACCUCCCUCUUCAGCUGGAAGUGUAUUUAUCCCCUCUGUUGGUUCCUUUCAAAGUCCUAAAAACCUCAAUCAAGUCAGCUUUAACUUGCACCGUUCCAAAGAAUCCACGUCAGGCCAUCUCUCCUUCAGAACCCAAUCAAAGUGAGAUUCUGGUGAAGUUUCCUUCCUCGAAGGCCGUUAAAUCCUUUCGAAAGAGCUAUGUUCGGACAGUGCUGUGUAUUCCAGGUGGUGAGGUCUUUCUUUAUAUUUUAACCAAGUCAGAGGUCACACGAUGCCAGGUUGCAGUCCAAUGGGUUUAUUUGAAAUCACAAGCUUUCAGAGCGCUGCCC